AUGCCGCGCAGCCGCCGAUCAACAGCGGCACGCGCGUCACCAGCGACACCCUCCCGACCGAACCGCUCGCGCAAGGUCAAGGAGGAAACUGAGAGCGCCGGCGAAGAUAUGGACGUCGACGGAUACGAGGACCCUGAUGACGAGGAAGACGUCCCUGGUCCAUCCAAGCGAUCGAAGGCUCGUAAGCCUCGUGCAUCGGCAGCCAAGAAGCGCCGUAUUGUCGAGGACGACGCCACCGAGCUCUCAGAGGACGAGGUCUCCACACACUCCCGCCGCCGCAGCUCCAAACAGGUCUCGUACAAGGAGAUUCCCAUCGACAAUGACGAGGCGGAUGACGAUGACGAUGCUGAGGAGGAGGAAGACGAGGAAGAGGAGGAAGAGGAAGAGGAGGUCAAGGUUGAGAAGCGCUCAACACCAGCGCGCCGAGGAAGGAAGGCGAAGGAAGACAAGGGUGACAAACCCUACAAGAAGGAAGGCGGCGGUGGCCGAGGCGGUUUCAGUGUCAAGGGCGCUGCUGCUGCCGCCGCCCGUGCUCGUUGGGACAAGGUCCGCCGAGAACGUGCAGAGCGCGGGGAAGACCCCGACGAGACCCCGCGCAGCCGCCGUACCAACACCGUUACGAAGAAGGACCCCCGUGGCGCGCUCGAGAACGUCAUCGAGGGCCACAAGUACUCAAUCAAGGGCCAGGAGUAUGUGGCUGCCGAUGAUGAGCUCAUCCUUCCGGACGACCCCAAGGGUGACACCAAGAUCGAUGCCGAGGGCCACCUCCUGGGCGGUCGCGAGUACAAGCUUGUCACUUUCACGUCGCCGACGCGCAAGAACCCGAACCGUGUUUAUGCUCUCACGAUCGACGCCGCCCGUGCAUGUGGAUACACUGAUUCGCUUGCCUUCCUCCGUCGUUGCCCGCAGAUCGUCAAGCUUUCCUGCAACCCUGAGGAGCGCGAGAUGUUGAUUGAGGUCGGACGCAUAACAGGCAACCUCAAGCACCGUAUGGUCACCAUGGUGGCUAUGCGCAAUGUGUACAAGCUCAUGGGAGCAAGGCUUGUGAAGGACGGAAAAUGGGUCGACGACGACUAUAACGAGGAGCAGGCUCUGCAGGACUGCGCAAACAACGGCUACAAGCCGCAUGGCCCGGUCACGGAGGAAGAGUUGGCGGCGAACCAGUACCCGUCUGCCGGAGGUCCCCGUCCGGCGGCUAGCCAAAGCAUGUAUGCGGACGGCCAAGCGUCGAAGUCGACUCUGGCAUCGUUCUACCCCGCGGGCGGAGCGACGACCCAGUUUGGUUCCAACGGCGCUGAUCCCUGGGCCGACAAUCUGAACCAGAAGCGGCAUCGCCUGCGUCAAUUAGGCGUUACCGAGGAGGACUGGAUGCUCCGUACGGCGGAGGAUUCCCGACGCAUCGACGAGACACUGCGCGGGAUCCGAGAAGAGCGCAUCACGGAGCUCGAAGGAGUCGAUGCCACUCGCGGCUGGGUGUACGCCACGGAACGCUAUUCCGAGGGGCUCGUCAAGAAGGAACCUCAGCACCCACUUGCCCGCGAACUCUCCUUGGACGCGGCGCCGUCCAGCGACGCACUUUCACCUGCGCCACCUGAGUCAGCCGUUAAUGUCGCCCUGGCUGAGGCUAAUGGCAACCCCGAAACGGAGCAGGCGGAGCGCCGCACCUUCGAGGGCACCCCGGGAGGCAAGAUUGUUGUGGAGAACGAGGCCGAGACCGUGAAUGGCCGGCCACGCAAGGGCAAGUGGACGCCUGGAGUCAUCCGUGCCGCCUACGAGCCCCACACGCAGAUGCCUCACGUCCCUCUGAGCACGCAACCCACGUAUGGUUCGCUCGAUCGCGUCGCGUACAAGCCUCUGAUCGGCCUGGAGUCUGAGGCUCGCCUGAAGACCGCUCCUGGCAUUGCCUCCGUCGAGUUUGCGUUCAACCCUACUCACGCCGGAUAUGGGUGGUUGGACUUUGGUGAUGGUAUUCAGGGAGCGCAUGUAGCCGAGCAGAGGACUGCCGCUGUGAAGGCGGCCGAGGAGUGGGAGCGCAGCCUAAGGGAGCAGCGCAAGCAGCGGCGCUCAGAAGUUUCGUAA
Molecule: messenger RNA, 2079 nt
Organism: Trichosporon asahii var. asahii CBS 2479
Lineage: Eukaryota; Fungi; Basidiomycota; Tremellomycetes; Trichosporonales; Trichosporonaceae
Product: protein-nucleus import-related protein
Exons: 2
Coding region: 1-2079 (692 amino acids)
Source: RefSeq, a predicted model, not a curated record